Molecule: messenger RNA, 2985 nt
Organism: Heterocephalus glaber (naked mole-rat)
Lineage: Eukaryota; Metazoa; Chordata; Mammalia; Rodentia; Bathyergidae
Source: RefSeq, a predicted model, not a curated record
GGUGCCGGGCGGAGCCGGCCUUCUCCCGGUCUCUAGUAGUUUCCCUGCCGCUGACGCACGCCUGCGCGCACAGCUGGCCCGGCGCGUCCUACGCAGCAGCCUCGAGCCAGGGCUGCAGCCCCCAAGAGGCCCGCUGGACGACUGCCAUGGCAUCCUACUACGAGAUUCUAGACGUGCCGCCAAGUGCAUCCGCUGAUGACAUCAAGAAGGCGUACCGACGGAAAGCUCUACAGUGGCACCCAGAUAAGAACCCGGAUAACAAAGAGUUUGCUGAGAGGAAAUUUAAGGAGGUGGCCGAGGCUUAUGAAGUGCUGUCUGACAAGCAUAAGCGGGAGAUCUACGACCGCUAUGGCCGGGAAGGGCUGACUGGGGCAGGAACUGGCCCCUCUCGGGCUGAAACUGCCGGUGGUGGGCCUGGCUUCACCUUCACUUUUCGUAGCCCUGAGGAAGUCUUCCGGGAGUUCUUCGGGAGUGGAGACCCUUUUGCAGAGCUCUUUGAUGACCUGGGCCCCUUCUCGGAGCUUCAGAAUCGGGGUUCCCGCCACUCGGGCCCAUUCUUUACCUUCUCUUCCUCCUUCCCUGGGCACUGUGAUUUUUCCUCCUCAUCUUUCUCCUUCAGUCCUGGGGCUGGUGCUUUCCGCUCUGUUUCGACAUCCACCACUUUUGUCCAGGGACGCCGCAUUACAACACGCAGAAUCAUGGAGAACGGGCAGGAACGGGUGGAAGUGGAGGAGGAUGGGCAGCUGAAGUCAAUUUCAAUCAAUGGGGUCCCAGACGACCUGGCACUGGGCUUGGAGCUGAGCCGUCGUGAGCAGCAACAGUCAGUCACCUCCAGGUCAGGGGCCGUGCAGAUGCAGCAGACCCCUGCCCCACGCCCCUCGGACAGUGACCUCUCUGAGGAGGACGAGGACCUCCAGCUUGCCAUGGCCUACAGCCUGUCAGAGAUGGAAGCAGCUGGGCAGAAGCCGGCAGGUGGGCGGGGGGUACAGCAGCGACGGCAGGGACGGCCCAAGGCCCAGGUCCAAGGUCUAGGGGGGACCCACGAUAGGGCCCAGGGUGAGGCAGCCAAACCCAGCCCAUCCCCAGAGGAGAAGGCCUCUCGCUGUCUCAUCCUCUGAACACCAGGCCCAGCCCGAUCUGAUUCAGGUCCUGACUCGGCAUCUGGCUCACUGGCAGAGCAGAGCAGAGUGUGGCCUGAGUUGUGGAAGCCUGAACUCCAUGUCCCUCCACAAGUUUUCCUCCUGGGCUGCCACAUUCCAGUGUGGACUUUGGAUUUGCUGUGCUCAGCCAGAACUGACAGGUCCCUGGGUGAAGCUGAUAGGUCCCUGAGGGGGGUGGGGUGUCUGGGCAAUGGAAGAGCUUGAGGGAGCCGGAUGCACUUUGUAGAAUGAGGGCUUCUGAGGGACAUUAAUGGUUUAGGUUGAGCCUUUUGUGCUCAGGUCCUGUGCCACCCGUGUUGCCAAGGGUGUGAAGGAAGGAGGACUUGGCCUGGGGUGCAGUGCGCUGAGCCCGAGUUCGCAGCUUCUCUGGGGAGCAUUGCGGGCUGAGUGGAGUCUCGCUCUCCUUGUCCAGCUGCAGAUCCCUCUUUUCUGUGCAGUGUUGAGCUCUGACUGUCUCUGUGCUUCCCUUCUGGUGCUGCUCUCCUUCCUCCCACUCUGCUUUCUGCAGCUCUCUUCGGGCUGUGUCGCUUGCUUUCACUGCCACCUGGCUAGGACUCCUUUCUCCUUCUCUCCCCAAGAAGCCUCAAUGAGCCCAGGAAGAUGCUGGGGCCGGUGGGGCCAUGAGGUCUUCUGGGGAGGGUAGCUGGGUGGGGCGGGAGCCUCUCAGCCAUCCAGAUUUGGAGCCGGAUCUACUCUUCCUCCCUUCCUCUUGCUGCCUCAGCCUGCCCCAGCUUCGGGACUAGGCAGAGGUGAGGCUGGCUAACCCCGGAGAGGGGGGCUAGGGCUAGGGCGACCCAGGGGGAGGCCUAGGUGGGACUGUAUCCCGUACGACUUCCCCAGUAUCCAUGAGGGUUCAGGGAGCAGCCACAUGGCCAGCCAAGGUGUGCAUGCUUGACUCCAUCCUCCAUGGCUUGCUGCUGACCCUCUCUCCUGUCACCCACCCCUGCUCUCUCCCCAGAUGUGUUCUGAGCUGGAUGUCCAGGAUGCAGAGUCGCUUCACAGUUCCAACAGGACAGCACCCUCACCCAUGCGAUGGGAGGGGAUACUCCAUCCUCCCUUGCCCAUGCUGAGUGUAGAGCUGGGGCCUAGGUGGUGGGUGGGGGGCAUCAGUAGGCUUAGCCUGUGAACACUGCCCUGGUGUUUACUGCUGUCUCAUGGGGACUACAAGUCCCACAAUGCAAUGCACACAGCCUCAUUUCUGAUAGGUCACACCCAGGAGAAUUGGUGCCUGGUUAUAGAGCUGUGCUUCUUGGGAUAUGUAGUUCCAGCCCUGGCCAGCCUGUCACUUGCUCUGGCUGAGGAGAUCUUGUCUCUUGAUUUGUCCCUGGCAUGGUGGCCAGGAUGUGGAUGAAGGGGGAAUGACUCAAGCCUGGGUUCCCCUGACACCUCUUGCUAGCCCCAGGGUUGGAGUGGGCAGGUCAAGACCUUGCAGCAUCUGGGAGAAGUUCUUUUCCUGUGGGCCUUCGGAAUAGGCGGGGCAUGGCCCUGGAAGGCUGAUGGACAUGGGGCAGCAGAGCUUGGAAGGGAAAGCUACCCUCACAGAGGCAUGUGGCUGGGACUGGUGUGUGCUGGGAACACGGGGCAUGCUGCUGCUUGAAUGGCUUUCUGUGGCCUCUGACCCUGCUCCCCAUUCUUUCUCUCCAACAUCACAGGCAGCUGCCUCUCCUCCUCCCUACCUGGGGAGCCAAGGCCUGGGAGGGGGCUGGUGGAGUAGGGUGUUGCCACCCCCUGUAACACUGAGCCUCAGAGACCUAUCAAGCUAGCUGGGCUGGGAUCAGACCAAGAGGGAAACUGGAAUUCAAUAAAACUGAAUUGUAAGAGCUCA